CGCGCAGAUGCUCCCGUCAUUACGGUGCAGGCAGGCUGCAUGCGGCGCUGCUGGGUCCGACAGACGCGGAGUUGGACUGAAAGACGCCGCAGCAGCGAACAGGAACAUCUUGGACGUGGCUUUCUUGGCUUUUGGAUUUCUUCUGAGGAGCUUGACAAGAACCUUGUGAUAUUUGAGUACAAAAAAGCAUCCAACCAAAGUCUUUGGCCGUCUGAGGAGUCAAGACAGCGUUUCCUUGUUCAACCUCUCUGGCUGCUAGCUUGCACCAGCAUGGCAGACAGUCGACAGCCAGAAGACACCGUGCCCCAGUGGGACCCAUCAGGGGGACAGGAACCUGGCAGCCCCCUUGGAGCGAACGGCUACCCAUCCUCAGUUUACAGAACCACAGCACCUUACAGCACGAGGGAGAAUGGCUUUAAUGGGGAACUAACUGGAGCUCAGGCCGUAACUGCAGAGCAAGUGUCUGCGAGGAUUGUUCAGGAAGUGACAGCAGAGGCGGUGGCAGUCCUGAAGGGAGAACAGGAGACUCAACGGCUGCCUUCAGUUGAAGAUACAACCAAUUUGCCUCCGUCCCCGCCCCCCUCACCUGCAGCUGAGCACUUUGGUCCUGCAGAAAAAGGGGAUAAGGAGGAGGCGGGGCCUCUCUGCCGCUUCCAAAAUUCUCGGGAGAGGUGCAAGUUCCUCGCCCCCUCCAUCUCUGUUUCCGUGCCCGAGGACGACCCCUACCACUCCGACGAGGAGUACUAUGAGCACCCAUUGUUCAGCCCAGAGUGGACGCACUCGGGCGCUCGCCCCACAGGGCACGCCGUGGCCUUUAGACAGAUUGAAGAAGAGACCAUGGAGGCUCUUACAGCUGAAUUCCAAGAGGAGGAAGAGGAGGAGGAGGAGGAAAGUGCAGAGGCAGCAGAGUCGGAGACAGCUCUUGAUGAGCAGCAGUGGAGUGGGGAGGAGCCCGAGCUGGACAGCCCCCAAGCUGAACUCUUAAAUCAGACAGACGACGUAGACGAGGCCCAGGAAGUAGACCUGGAGCCGGGUGAAGCAGCUAAUGCUGCUGCAGAAAGCUCUAUGAGCAGAGAGGAAGAGGAGGAGGAGGAGGAGGAAGUAGAGGGUGAUGAUUUCCCUGACACAGCUUUGAAGAUGGAAUCGGACAAGCAGGACAGCGGGUCCAUGAGCCCUGACAGCAUCGGGUCAGAGAAACGACCGGAAGAAUUUUACGAGCCCCAAAUGCAAGAGUUCUUUGCUGGUGAACGGGUCGUACCAGAGAGCCCCACCAUGGAUAUGCCAUCCUAUGUACAUUCAGAUGUACAAAAACAAGACAAGCACUUAGUCAAGUCAUUCACACUUCAGCCCACGUACGGGGAGCCAAUCACUGUGUCGGAAAAGCAGCCAUCGGUGGAGGUGGUGGAGUUCAGCAGUAUUGGCGCUCCAUCUGAAUUCUCUGCUGUAGGAGUCAAGGAUGAAGCAGGGGACUUGGAGAAAGAUGCCGGGGACAGAUCAGGCAUGUCAGCAUAUUUUGAAACGUCAGCCAUUGAGGUUGAAGAACCUCAGCACUGUAAAAGUGAAGGUUAUUUAGAACUGAGUAGAGCAGUUGAAAAGAGCACUGUGGAUAACUCUAGGUCUCAGGAGAGGAGCUACAGCAUGCUAGCUGAAGCCAAGGAUGAGCCUGAGUCUAAAAAAGGUGUAGCGGAUGUUACUGGACUGUUUGCAGCCCCUGAUAGGAGUGGUGAUUGCAGGCUUUCGCCCGGUAAACUCGCUUUAGACCAGAGGAGUUACUCACUUAACAUCACCAUAGGAGCACUGGACCAAAGCGGGCAGGGAAAAUCUCUCAACUUCUCCCCACUGGCGACAGACAUCAUGUCUUUAACUAGCGGGAGCCUAGAUGAGUCAGCCAACUACCUUCCAGUGUCAACACCAUCUGUUGAUAAACCUCAGCCAUUUCCACCCCUUAUCUUGGAGACUGCUGCUUCAGUCACCUCAGACUCCUCAUCUCCACCUCAGACCGCUGAACCGCCUCCAAAAACAAGCCCAGAACCAAAAUCUCCAGAAUCCCCUCAGCCCUGUACGAACUACAAAAAUGGCACGGCAAUGGCACAAGACUUGCCAGAGAUGCUUGACCUCGCUGGAACCCGCUCUAGACUGGCUUCUGAAAAUACAGACCCGGAAAUCAUCAAGCGAAAGUCAAGUCAAGCAGAUGUUCCUGCUUUUACUCAUGAUCCAAUGGCCAGCCUGGUGUCAGGAGAGCAGAGCCCUGGGGCAAGAAAAAGUGAGAGCCAGCUUGAAGAGAUGGGAUAUUGUGUGUUCAGUGAAUACUCGGGACCCAUGCCGUCUCCUGCAGAUGUGUUCAGCCCCACUGAGACAGCUGCAAAAGUCUUCACCCCCUCUGUCCUGGAGGAGAAAGUGGCUGAGCAGGCGAGGAAAUUAGCAGUUCGAGAUAUGUCUGUGGAAGAUCACGGGGAGCCAAUAGGAGAGGCUGAUGCCAGUGAGAGGAUUAACCAGAAUCAAGGUGAUUCAAAUAACGAAACAAAAGAUGAUGUGGUGAACAGUCAGCCAGUGAAGUCUGUGCCAGAAACCCCACCUGCUCAGCUAAGUGAGACUUUUGUGACUCCAACCGUAACAGUGACUCUAGAAGGAGGUGAGAGGUCAGGAAGUGAGUCUGAGCGUCAAGGCAGCGGUGAAGGGUCGGCCUCAGAGACAGAGAUUGCAGACUAUGAGAGGCAGAUCCGCAAACUAGAGAUGGAGGAUAGGCCUCUCAGUUUGGAGGAGGAAAGAGAGCUGCAGGAGCUCCGGGAGAAGGUUAAGCUGGUCCACCAAGAAGCUUAUGAGGAGGUGGACGCAGAAGACGCGUACCAGUCGACCGGCAUGGCCAAAGACCGAAUUGCAAGACCUGUGAAAACCUCCCCAACUUCGUCUGUGGAGAGCAACAUUGACGAUGACAAGCUGCUCUCCCCAGUGCUCUCACCAUCCAAAUUUAGGCAGAAGGAAGUGUAUGGAUCCCCGAAGAGAGUAGCUUCCCCCGUGUCAGCAGUACACAAAGAAGAGAAGGAUGAAACUGAGAGGAAAUCAAAGGAAGAAAAAGACACAGAAGCAACAGAGAGAAAGAAAGAGGAAGAUGAACUAAAGAGAAAGACUAAAGAGGAAGACCAUGAUCAAAAACUGCUGAAAGAAACGGAAAAGAAAGGAGAGCAAAAUGACCAGGAGAAUAUGCAAAAAUUAGAAAAAGAAAAAGAAGAGGGAGAACUAAAAGAAAAGGAGGAGAAUGAGAAGAGACAAAAGGAGGCGAUGGAGCUGAAAGAAAAAGAGGAAAAGGAAAAGAAAGAGAAAGAGGAAAAGGAGCUGAGAGAAAAGGAGGAAAAGGAAAAGAAAGAGAAAGAGGAAAAGGAGCUGAGAAAAGAAAAGGAGAAGGAAAAGGUGGAGCAAGCGGAAAGGGAAAAACUGGAACAGGAAAGAAUGGAGAAAGAAAAGACAGAAGAAGAAAAGGAAAAGUUAGAGAAAGAGCUGCAAGAAAAACUAGCUGAGAUGGAAAGAAAGAAAGUUGACCUUUCGGUGGACGUGGACUUGAGAGAGCAGGAGGAAAAUGCUGCCGUUAAUACUCUGCCAGGAGACGCAACUGGGAACCUGAAAGACGAGCACGUGUCCAAGAAAGCCAGCGCCAUCGAAUCCGUGGUGAUGGUUGAAGAUGAUUUCAUCACCGUCGUACAGACGAUCGACGAAUCGGAAACACCGGGGCACAGCGUCCGUUUCUCCGCUCCGCCUGAGGACAAAGCCUUUUGUGUUGCUGACCAGAAAGACGAAGAAGACGAAGAGGAGGAGUCUGUCGAGUUGGCCCAGGAAGCAGAUAUAGAGGAGACAAGUCAAGAGGAGGUGCAUGAUGUUCUCGAUGCUGCUCCCAUCUCCCAAGGAAGAGAGGGUAUGUCAAUCGAGCCAGAGGGGCUAACAGAAAGCUAUGACAGAGAUGAAACCACAGUGGAUGACUCCAUACUGGACAGCUCCUGGGUAGACACGCAAGACGAUGACAAGAGUAUGGCAACAGAGCAGAUCGAACCUUUGCCCAAAGUGCCUGCAGCAGCUGAAAAGGCCUCUGUGCUCCAGAUCAAACAAACACAACACCAGAAGAAACAGGAAAGGCCCAUUAAAGCCAAAGGAGGUCGAGCCAAAGGACGAGUCUUCACACCUGAAUGCAAACCUGUCCGGAAAGAACCAGUCAAUGUUCCCAGGGAGGAGGUCAAGAAGAAAAAAGCUAUACUACGAAAAACUGAGCUCACCAAAAAAGUGGAGACUCAGAGUCUUUCUCCAUCCAAGAGGAGUUCGAUAAAGCCAGCAGCUCGCCAGACGCGGCCCGCCCAGCACCACUCCUGUCCCAGAAGGAGGCACACAGAGACUCUACCAGACAGCCGCCGGCCUCUCAGCGUCGCCAGGCAAUCUCAUGACAGAGUAUCGGAUGGGGGAUCACGAAGCCCGGCUAAGAGAUCCUCGGUGCCACGCCAUGCCUCGAUUCUGGCUCGCAGAUUUGAGAUGGAGGAGAGUUCGACCUCCGUCACCAGUUCAGGCUCCACGGCUCCCCGUCGACCAACAUCAUUACGCACAGAGAUGAGAGCAGAGCACCGGAUAGGACGAGCCCCCACUAUGACAGUCACAGAAUCGAUGCGCUCCCGCUCGGCUCGCAGUGGUCACUCCACCCCACGCACUCCAGGCUCCACAGCCAUCACCCCUGGAACCCCUCCGAGUUACUCCUCAUCUUCCAGAGGGACCCCACGCUCCCUCAGUUUGAUUUGCCAGGAGAGGAAAGUAGCUAUUCUUCACACCCCACCUAAAUCCCCAGCAACUACACCCAAGCAGCUCCGCAUCAUCAACCAACCACUUCCGGACUUCAAGAAUAUCAAGUCCAAGGUUGGCUCCACAGAAAACAUCAAGUAUCAGCCCAAAGGAGGACAGGUGCAAAUUCAGAACAAGAAGAUUGACUUGAGUCAUGUGACCUCCAAGUGUGGCUCUCUAGACAAUAUACAUCAUCGACCAGGGGGCGGUAAUGUGCGCAUAGAGAGCGUGAAGUUGGAUUUCAAAGACAAAGCCCAGGCUAAGAUUGGAUCCCUGGAAAAUGCUCAUCAUGUUCCCGGAGGAGGUCGCAUCAUGAUUGAGAGCCACAAGUUGACAUUUCGGGACCACGCAAAAGCCCGGGUGGACCACGGGGCAGAGAUUGUCGUCCAGUCACCCGGCUUGUCCGGCUCAGUGUCCCCAAACCCCCUUCGGCAGAGCCACCUGUCAUCUUCCGGCAGUCUCAACAUAUUGGAGUCACCACAGUUAGCAACCUUGGCCGAUGACGUCACUGCAGCCCUGGCCAAGCAGGGCUUGUGAACACUGAUGUCUGGAUUCUGCAUUGCAACCCAACCACCCACACCCACACCCACCAAACUCUGAUCUCUUCUCCUGCUCUGACCAAGAAGGCUGCUCACCCCCCACUACAAGCUUAACUUUGGCCUCCACACGUCUUUAUUUUGUGAUCUGUCCUUCAACUCUAAGAGACUUUAGUUAAGAGCUGCUGUAUUUAGAUCUAUUUAUUGUAUUCAUUUUUAUUUAAAAACCGGCUUUUUACUGAUUCGAUGGGUGUAUCUCCUUUUUUGUUGUUCUCGCUGUUUUAGUUUGAAGUUGUAUAGAGGUCUAUGAGACGGAGCAGACCAAUCACCGGCCUUACUGAUUUUGGAUCAGUGUUUUAAAGAAGCUACAGCCUUUUUUUUCUACUCUAAACAUCAGAUCAUGUGACCUGAACGCCCUUUAUCCUCCUCAGUAAACAUGCAUGGACACCAGAUCACUUAAAAAAAACCAAGCAACCUGCUGCAAGUCAUUCUUGUCAUUCAGCAAAUAUUUAACACGUAAAUAUAUAAAUAUAUAUAAAUAUAUGUAGAAACAUGUAUAAACUACAAGUUAUUUGCCAUCUACUGGUCCUUGAGACGUUUUCAAAGGGAGUAAAAAGACUAAAAACAGUCUGAAACUGUAUUUGUGCAACAACUAGGUCAUGUUAUAAUGAGCAUGUAUGGAUUGGAAUAUCCAAAAGGCUAUUUUGUAUUAAGAAAAAAACUGGAUUUUAGUAAGUUAUUUCCUCAUUUAUUGGACAAAGGCCAACAGAGUUCAUGUUUUGUAGUUGAUAGUUUUACAGUGUAAUGCUUGGUGACAAAUGUCAGACAGCUACUGUUUGGGAAUGUAGUCGGUCCUGUCAAUCGUCGGUGGAUCUGCGCAGCGGUUCAAUGACGAUGCCAGGUUCUUAGCUCACGAAACACCCAUCCAGAGGAGAAAAGCUUUUAAGGUUUGAAUGUCUUCACGGUGCAGGACACAUCUCUGCCGGUUCGGGCUGACGUUGCACCAGUCAGGACUGACUGCUGUCUGAGCCGCAGGGAAAGAUGCUUCAGUGUGUUAUAUUUAGCGAGAGAUGUUGUGCGUCUGCUGGUGUGCGUGCCUUUGGGUGUAUGUGUGCGUUUGGUGCAGAUUCUGUUUUAAUGAAGGACAGUGCAGUAUCUGAAUGUGUUUGCUUCAAAGUGUGGAAUGACGCAAUUAGACAAAAAAAGAGAAAAAAAAGGAAAAAUCUUGAAACAUUGAAAAAAAACACUCAAAAAAUAAUUGACUGUAUGAACUCAGUCACUUUUUCCUGUUAUAUCUUUUAGGAUACAGUGUUUGGCUAAACUAGUUUCUUCUUUUAACAGUUUUGUGGUUAGUCUCGCCUUCUGCCCUUCUGCUGCCUAGUUGCCCCGCCCUCCCAAUAUGGAAGUGUUUGUUUGCUUGUGUGUUUUUCCUGCAUCUCUCAUCUCUGUGUGCACCUCUCCCCACUUCCUGCUCCACCCACGGCAACUGUAAAUGUAAUUAAAAGGUUGAGUAGUUGUAUGCAGUUUUUCUCUUGUUGAUAUGGCACCAAUUACAAUAAGUAAUGACAAUAAACUGACAGAAAUUGA
Molecule: messenger RNA, 6935 nt
Organism: Oryzias latipes (Japanese medaka)
Lineage: Eukaryota; Metazoa; Chordata; Actinopteri; Beloniformes; Adrianichthyidae
Source: RefSeq, a predicted model, not a curated record